AUGGCUCAAGGAAACGUUGCGUGGCAACGGGGAGUCUGUGACUGCUCCUCUUCCUGCGACGUGUGUAAGUUUACCCUUGCCCUGGCACACAGCAAUCACCAACUAGUUUAUCCCAUAGGUCUUUGUGCAACAUUUGCUCCCUGCUGUCUGUUCAACCGAAUAGGCGGUCAGUUCAAGGGCCACGACGCUCAAAGAUGUGGUUGGGAUUUUUGUCUUGCAAAUGCUGCAGGUGGGAGUAGCUCCACGUUACUAAGAAAUGGCACUGGAGCCAGUUCAAGCCCUAAUUAUAAAUCCGUUGCCUACUUCGUCAACUGGGGAAUAUAUGGCCGAAAGUUUGAUCCGCAAGACCUUCCUGUUGAGAGGCUUACUCAUGUCCUCUAUGCAUUUGCAAAUGUACGGAAUGAUACUGGAGAUGUGUAUCUUUCUGAUACCUAUGCAGAUGUGGAGAAGCAUUACCCCGGUGAUCCCUGGUCUGAGGCGGGUAACAAUGUAUAUGGAUGCGUGAAUCAUUUAUAUUUGUUGAAGAAAAGAAACCGGAAUCUAAAAAUGCUUCUAUCCAUUGGAGGAUGGACAUAUUCUCCAAAUUUUCCUUCACCAGCCGCCACAGAUGCAGGGCGGAAAACAUUCUCUCGGAGUUCCGUGAAGCUGCUUCAGGACCUGGGGAUGGACGGGCUAGAUAUCGAUUGGGAAGCAAGUUACAGCAGUCUCUUCUCUCCGCGUUACGCCCUUGACAAUUAUGGCGCGAAGCAUGGGGCUGGGAAAAAGUUCCUACUUACAGUGGCAUCCCCGGCUGAUCCGCAAAAGAUCAGUACUUUCCAUAUUGAAGACAUGGACCCUUUUUUGGACUUCUGGAUUCUUAUGGCUUACGAUUAUGCAGGGGGUACAUUUUCGGAAUACACUGGACAUCAGGCAAACAUAUUCAAGAGCAGCUCUAACCAGCAGUCCACGCCGUUCAAUACCGAAGAGGCUGUCGAGAAUUACCUUAACCGCGGAGUCAUAGCAAGCAAAAUUGUACUGGGUAUGCCUCUUUAUGGCCGGGAAUUCACAAAUACAAUUGGCCCUGGUAAACCCUUUUCCGGCAUAGGGGACGGCAGCUGGGAGGAUGGCGUCUGGGACUACAAGGCUCUGCCGCGGCCGGGAGCCGAAGAACACACAGACGACAGCAUGAUAGCAAGCUACAGCUACGACUCAGAGCGGACCUUUAUCAGCUACGAUAGUCCUCUGAGUAGUGCAGAUAAGCCAGGAAAUGAUAGUCUGAUAACGACAGUCGUUGAAGCACUCAGGGGCGUUGGCGCGUUGGAGCAGAAACAGAAUCAGCUGGACUACCCUCUUUCCCAGUACGACAAUAUACGGGGUAGGAUGCAAGAAUGGUGA
Molecule: messenger RNA, 1374 nt
Organism: Aspergillus neoniger CBS 115656
Lineage: Eukaryota; Fungi; Ascomycota; Eurotiomycetes; Eurotiales; Aspergillaceae
Product: putative chitinase
Exons: 7
Coding region: 1-1374 (457 amino acids)
Biological process (GO): chitin catabolic process; carbohydrate metabolic process
Cellular component (GO): extracellular region
Molecular function (GO): chitinase activity; chitin binding
Source: RefSeq, a predicted model, not a curated record